Molecule: messenger RNA, 1766 nt
Organism: Electrophorus electricus (electric eel)
Lineage: Eukaryota; Metazoa; Chordata; Actinopteri; Gymnotiformes; Gymnotidae
Gene: lbx1a
Product: ladybird homeobox 1a
Biological process (GO): regulation of transcription by RNA polymerase II
Cellular component (GO): nucleus
Molecular function (GO): DNA-binding transcription factor activity, RNA polymerase II-specific; sequence-specific double-stranded DNA binding
Source: RefSeq, a predicted model, not a curated record
CUUCUACUGAGGCUUCAGAGGCUGUCGGAUUGUUACUCGUCGAGCCAGACCAUAUCCAGGAACUGUGGGAAGGAGAACUGGCACUUAAAAAGGACUUGAAGUUCUCCAACCCUGCGGCAAAACGAAAAACAUCAUGUUGGCGGGCAUGUAAUUUCACACAUUUUUGGACGCAUCAUCCAACUUGCUUUUCUCGCCGUAAUUUAAUACGAGUGUAAGUACUGUAUAUUAGGUUGCAGCAACUUCAUACGUUGUUGAAAUAUUGAAGCAUUUGUGAAACGAGCUGAAAAUAACAAAAAUGACCUCCAAAGAAGACGCAAAAGGCGCCUCGGUUGAGGAUAGAAGGCGCAGUCCACUGGAUCAUCUCCCUCCUCCCGCGAACUCAAACAAGCCUCUCACGCCUUUCAGCAUUGAGGACAUAUUAAACAAACCUUCUGUCAAACGUAGUUACUCAAUUUGCGGCACGACGCAUCUCCUCUCGUCCGGUGAGAAGCACAGCUCAUCGAGUCACCCUUUAUCCAACCGUGCGCUGCUCACGCAGACCUCUCCACUAUGCGCACUGGAGGAAUUAGCCAGCAAAACCUUCAAAGGUCUAGAAGUCAGUGUUCUGCAGGCCGCGGAAGGAAGAGACGGCAUGACACUGUUUGGUCAGAGGAAUACUCCUAAGAAGCGAAGAAAGUCGAGAACAGCCUUCACUAAUCAUCAGAUUUAUGAGCUGGAGAAGAGAUUUCUCUAUCAGAAAUAUUUAUCUCCCGCUGAUCGGGAUCAAAUAGCGCAGCAACUGGGGUUAACAAACGCCCAGGUCAUCACCUGGUUCCAGAACCGCCGAGCCAAACUUAAGCGCGACCUGGAGGAGAUGAAAGCAGACGUGGAGUCCGCUAAAGCACUGGGCUCUGUACCCUUUGAGAAAAUCGCCAAAUUAGCAGACCUGGAAAAAUGCGCUAAUGGCACUGCUGGAGCUCCAGUGCCCGAGUCCCCAACGCUGUCUAGUCACGAGCGAGAGGGCUCCAACAAACUGCCAACGUCACCCUCGUCACCAUUUACAGACCACACGACGAGCAAAGAGUGCUCAGAGGACGAAGACGAGGAAAUUGACGUCGAUGACUGAUGCUCAUGAGCAAGAUCAGAAUCUGAAAUCCUCUUCCUUAAAACGCCAGAGUUCAAAGUGCCAUUAAUGCACCAAAUGUAUUUAAAUGACUUCUGAAGAAAAAAUCUAAACAAGCAUGGACACUUCCCUCAGAUUUAUUUAUGCAGCGACUGCUAUCUAAAUGUCGCAACCAUUUAGUCUAUUUAUUUAAAGCAAACUGGUAGUUGAAGGAAAGCAAUAAGUAUUUGACAUCCUCCCUCUCUCUCUCUCUCUCUCUCUCUCUCUCUCUCUCUCUCUCUCACACACACACACACACUCGCAUUGCAAAGAAGACUGCCCAUUUAGGCCAUAUAGAAACAUUACAGUGUUUUGAGUAAUUAAUAAUGCAUGUUAUUUUAUUUUACCGUUUUAUUUUUAAUAAAUUACUGCAGAUAUGAAUAUCUCCAAAACGUUCAUAGGCUAUAAAAUUCGCACGUGUAGGACGUGUGUAUCAGUGUAAUGCGUAUAUAGGACUGUAACACCUUCACCGUUUGAUACAUUUUGUUAUAAAACAUUUCAUAUAAAAUUUAUUGCGUGGGGGAAAAUUACGUUGACUCUGGUUAAAUCUAGGCGAUCACAUUUUAAAUAUAUUUCUUAUGGUUUGUAUGCCUGUAAGUGCCUUUUAAACCAAGACACCAUUUAA